CGCGAGGCCGUUGGAGGAGGCGCGGCUAUCUGCCCCAAGGCGGAGCCAGUUGGGGGCGCCGCGGUGCAGACUAGGUGGUAACGACGCCGGCCACCAACCUGGGAUUUCCCCGGAGCCGAUAAAAGCGGUUUUGCGGCCGUAUGGCUGGGCUGUUCCCCUCAGUAGCUACGACCCUCCUUGCUUUUCCCGCUUGGCCCGGACCUGGGCGCCUCCCCCGCGCGUUCCAGCUGAUGCGCCCUGCCGGUGCGCUUUUACGCACAGCUGGGGCCAUCGGGCUCCAGGCCCCGGAGCUGUGAGGCGCGUCUCGCUCCUCGCCUCCCGGCAGGAUGGACGACCCGCCGCCGCUGCCCGCUCGCGCCCGGCUGAGUUACUCGCUGGGCCAUUUCCUGAACGAUUUAUGCGCCUCGAUGUGGUUCACCUACUUGCUAGUCUACUUCCAUUCGGUGCUGGGCUACAGCACCCAACAUGCGGGGGCGCUGCUGCUGGCGGGGCAGGUGGCGGACGGUAUCUGCACGCCCCUGGUGGGCUACGAGGCGGACCAGGCCGGCGGGUGUGGGCGCUACGGGCGUAGGAAAUCGUGGCAUCUGGCUGGGACCAUCUGUGUUCUGCUCUCCUUCCCCUUCAUCUUCAGCCCAUGCAUCGGCUGCACAGAGAGCACACCUGAGUGGGCUGCGCUCAUCUACUUUGUUCCAUUUAUUGUCAUCUUCCAAUUUGGCUGGGCAGCCACCCAAAUCUCUCACCUCUCGCUCAUACCAGAGUUGGUCACUAGUGACCAUGAGAAGGUGGAACUCACAGCUUUCAGGUACGCCUUCACUGUCAUGGCCAACAUCACGGUGUAUGGAGUUGCAUGGCUCCUCCUGCACUUCCAGAUCGAUCCCACAAAGAAGCUCAUCCAGCACCUCGGGCGCCAUGACAUUCCUGUCUUUCAGAACCUGUCCCUGAUUGUGGUAGGGCUGGGUUCCAUUUCUUCGCUCUUCUUCCAUCUUGGGACCAAAGAAAAGACACGGACAGUUUCUAGAUUGCCCGAUCCAGAUGAGAAUAGUCCCCUGUUGCCUCUAGACCCAAAGAAGCCCAUUCGGACGGUCCUUCUUUGGAAACACUGGUUUCUGGAGCCUGCUUUCUACCAGGUGGCAAUGCUGUACAUGUCCACCCGUCUCAUUGUCAACCUCUCUCAGACAUACAUUGCAAUGUAUCUCACCAACUCACUAAUGCUUCCAAAGAAAUACAUUGCCACAAUCCCGUUGGUGAUGUACAUUAGUGGCUUUCUCUCCUCCUUUUUGAUGAAAACUGUGAACAGACGGAUUGGCAGAAAUCUCACCUACUUUCUGGGACUGCUGAUUAUCAUGGCCUUUGCCUCCUGGGUGGCCCUAGCUGAGCGAAUGGGCAUAGAGGUGUACGGGGCUGCUGUUCUGCUUGGGAUCGGGUCGGCCACCAUCCUGGUGACAUCCCUCUCCAUGACAGCUGAUCUCAUCGGGCCCCACACGCACAGCGGCGCAUUCGUCUACGGGGCCAUGAGCUUCACUGAUAAAGUCGCCAACGGAUUGUCGGUGAUGAUUAUCCAGGACCUGCAUCCAUGUCCGACUCAGCUCUGUUGCAAUGGCUGUGUGACCUUCUACCAUUGGGUAAUGAUCUCGGUUACUGGGGGCAUGGCAAUGGUGGCUGCGCUGUUCCUAGCCAGCAUCAUGAUCUGGCCAAUCGCCAUCCGUUCCCGACUAGCCAGGGUGAAUCCCAAAAACCACGAGUAUCUUGAGGAAGGAGAACCAGUGGCUGUGGUGAACUGAGAUCUUUGAAGAAACAAGCUAGCAUAGGAUGGAAUUGUUACAGUGCGGCAGCAUGGAAAUCCAAAGAGCUGUUUCAUCCAGUUUGAAUUUGCCCUUAUUUGCUCUUCAGACUGAACAUUGACAAUCCCAGCAUAUUUUGCACAAAUACCAGAAGAUCUUUUCUUUUGACCACUUCAUUCCCCCAGUUGGUCCCUUAUGCAGUUAGUGAAGAACUAGCAAUGAAGCAAUAGGUUCCAUCACCUAAUCCACUCUCCCAUUCCCUUUUUCUACUUAUUUGUAUAUAAAAAGUAUAAAUAAAUAAAUGUGAGGUUUUUUAUUUAAGAAAUAAUUAAACUAUCUUAAGUUAAAAAAAA
Molecule: messenger RNA, 2134 nt
Organism: Crotalus tigris (Tiger rattlesnake)
Lineage: Eukaryota; Metazoa; Chordata; Lepidosauria; Squamata; Viperidae
Gene: MFSD12
Product: major facilitator superfamily domain containing 12
Exons: 10
Coding region: 327-1781 (484 amino acids)
Biological process (GO): carbohydrate transport
Cellular component (GO): membrane
Molecular function (GO): symporter activity
Source: RefSeq, a predicted model, not a curated record